This is a messenger RNA of Anthostomella pinea, 240 nucleotides long. NCBI's taxonomy places the organism in Eukaryota, Fungi, Ascomycota, Sordariomycetes, Xylariales, Xylariaceae. The record is from the annotation of a GenBank genome assembly.
AUGAACUUCUCCCUCGACGCCCCCAAGCCCGCGCUUGCCCUACGUCUCAUGCGAGUCUGGCCCCAAGGCUGGUUCCGCCAUGUCGCCAUCGACGCCCGAGACCGUGCUCUCCUUGACGCCGUGCCCGUUCCUUCGGUCGAUUACGGAAAGAGUUCCUACCUGCGCAAGAUGUACCACUUGAAGCAGCAUGAGGGAGAGAAUUUCGGUACUACCGACUGGAUCGUCGAAACCGAUCAGUAA